Molecule: messenger RNA, 933 nt
Organism: Triticum aestivum (bread wheat)
Lineage: Eukaryota; Viridiplantae; Streptophyta; Magnoliopsida; Poales; Poaceae
Product: V-type proton ATPase subunit C-like
Exons: 4
Coding region: 383-733 (116 amino acids)
Biological process (GO): proton transmembrane transport
Cellular component (GO): vacuolar proton-transporting V-type ATPase, V1 domain
Molecular function (GO): proton-transporting ATPase activity, rotational mechanism
Source: RefSeq, a predicted model, not a curated record
UCGACCCCCUCCUCCCAUCGCACUCAUCCCCCUCAUCCCCAUCUCCUCGCUGCCGCCACCGAUAGAAUCGAGCGCUAGGGUUGGAGCGCCGCCGCCGGACCCGUCCUCGCCUCCGACCACCGCCCCUCUUCCUCGCAAGCGAGCACAGUGCACCAGGUGUCGGAUGAGUUGAUGCGGCAGGACAAGGAGAGGCGAGGUGAGGCAGCGCGGGAGGCAGGGGCGGCCAAGGUGGGGAGGAAGGUGAAUCUAGGGAAUCUGGCAGGAGCGGCGGUUUGGCUGUGGGUGUGGGGGAGGGCGGUGGGGCUGGGCGGACGGCGCGAACAAGGGCGGCGAGGGGGAGGACUGCAGGCUCAGGCCCUGGCGGCGGAGGCUGCUCGCGUCCAUGGCGUUCUCAUGGCUCUCGGCCCUCCGCCUCGCUAUGGGUGCCGUCCUGCUCACGGCCGCCAGCAUCGCGCUCUUCACGCUCCCCAUUGAAAAGGUUCCGAGAUCAUCAAAAAAGCUUUACGAGGACAAUGAGUAUGCACUCUACACUGUAACAUUAUUUGCCAAGGUUGUUGACAACUUUAAGGUCCAUUCUCAUGAGAAAGGUUUCCAGAUCCGUGACUUUGAGUAUAGUCCUAAAGCACAGGAGAGUCGGAAGCAAGAGCUAGAAAAACUGCUGCAAGACCAGGAAGUUAUGAGGACCUCUCUAUUGCAAUGGUGCUAUGCAAGCUACAGUGAGUGCUACUCCUAGUGGUCAUCAUGGCCGAACUUAACUGAUGAGAGUAUACCUAGAAUAUUGGGCUUCAGUUGCUUGGUUGCUGGACAUUAGUGGCAUUGAUGAUGCUCAUUCUAACUAGCGGGAGAGGGGAGGGAGCGUUGGAGGAACCGGAUGAAGACGAGUUUCAUCGUGAUGAUGCUCAUGGUGAUGACCGCAGCUCUCUUCUAUGUGAU